UAACAGACACUGAAUCCUCCCCAGCUCCUGCAGCUGACAAUUCAUCAAGGCUCUUGGACUGUCGUCCCAUUUCCAGGCAGGAGCUGGAUUUCGUCCAAUUCCCUUAAUCCCCACCCAAUGCCAGGCACCGUGCCAAUAAAGGUGAGUCAACAUUUCCCAUUGUGUGUUAGAUACUGAGCACUGAGGAGCUGUCCCUGGGGCUGAGGAGACAGCUGCCUAUAUAAAAGCCCGCCAUCUGCGUUGUCCUCACAGCUGUGAGGGAUCAGACAGACAGAAUCAACAGGAAUCCAGAUGGAUCUUCACGGAUUACACAUCAUCACCCUGCUCUGGCUCUCCUCCGGAAUGGCUUCGCCACUUGAUGAACAUAUUUGUUUGGAGAAUGAGUUUCAGUUAAAGGUAGCCAACAUUCUGGGUGGUGGAAGCUCCCUUGGGAAGAGAUAUAUGUGCUGUCCUGGUUGGAGUUCAGUCAAUGGGAUAUGUACAAAGCCUGUCUGUAAAUAUAAUUGCUGGAAUCACGGACAGUGUAUCGCUCCUAAUAAGUGUCUCUGUAAUAUCGGAUUUCAAGGGCCCCUCUGUGAACAACCACGUUGCCGUGUGUCCUGUGCUAAUGGAGGGGUCUGUAUACCACCUUUUCGCUGUGCUUGCCCCCCAGGAUACACCGGACGCACUUGCCAAACAGCCAUCUGCAGCCCUGCGUGCCUACCUCCUCAGCGAUGUCAGGCUCCAAACCAGUGCACGUGCCCUCCUGGGUUAACAGGACCACAGUGCACAAUCGAUGUCAAUGAGUGUGAGACUGGGACUGCACGAUGCCAACACGGCUGCAUCAACACUCCAGGAUCCUUCCGAUGUACCUGUCAGUCAGGGUACCGCCUCGCCAACGAUGGGAGAUCCUGUAUCGCAAUAUGUGAUAAACCAUGUCGAAACCUGGGGGUGUGUCUGAUUCCAAACCACUGCUCCUGCUUUCCCUGGUUUUCUGGAGCAGCCUGUGAAGUGGUGAGGAGACGCUGAACAAAACCACCCUCCUCCAGCUGGAUAUCUGGCUGCUCAGACCCCAGUCUGCUUUGCUUUGUUCCCAUAAUCUAACUCGGUAUCCCUGUCACUGUCAUCUCAGGCCCCACUCCCCGAGCUCACUUCCACACUCUGUCCAUCCAUUGGUCUGAAACUCAGUCAGCACCCACAGCCUGACCACACGUCGAGGGUAGUAGCUAGUGACUGAGGACAGCUCCUAUCCCCAUCACUGCUAUCUCAUCAGUGUGUUUGCAUUGCAGCACCCACUGGCACAGCAACAUUGGGACCCAGCACCCACCAGGGCACAGCAACACCGGGACACAGCACCCACUGGGACCCCGCACCCACUGGCAUCCAGCACCCACUGCGGCACAACACCCAAUGGGACCCAGCAUCCACUGGGGCAUAGCACGUAGCAGGACCCAGCCCCCAAUGGCACCCAGCACCCACCAACACCCACCAGGACACAACCCCCCCCCACUGGCACCCAGCACCCACCAGGACACAGCACCCACCAUGGCACAGCAACGCCAGGACCCAGCCUCCACCAACGCCAGCACCCACGGGGACACAGCACCCACUGGCAUCUAGCAACCAUCAGAGACACUGCAUCCACAUGGAUCCAGCCCCCACUGACACGCAUCACCCACCGGGACCCAGCACCUAUCGGGACUCAGCACCCACCGGCACCCAGCACCCACCGGGAUGGCCCCCACUGGCAUCCAGCAACCACCAGGACACAGCACCCAAUGGCACCCAGCCCCCACUGAGACACAGCACCCACCGGCACCCAGCCCUCACCGGCACCCGACACCCACCAGCACCCACUUGUAUCCAGCACCCACAGGGACAACCCCCACCAGCACCUACCACCCAUUGGCACACAGCACCCACAGGGACACAGCACCCAAUGGCACCCAGCCCCUACUGGGACACAGCACCCACCGGCACCCAGCCCUCACCAGCACCCUACACCCACCAGCAUCCACUUGUACCCAGCACCCACAGGGACAGUCCCCAAUGGCAUCUAGCACCCACAGGGACAUAGUACCCACCGGUACCCAGCACUCAUCGGGACCCACCGGCUAUCAGUACCCAAUCCCUCACUCUGUCACCUACUCUAGCCCCUACAUCCCCUCCCUAUCUCUGUCACUUCCUCCAACACAUACACCCUUCCCUAUCUCCAUAACCUGCUCCAGCCCCUGAA
Chiloscyllium plagiosum (whitespotted bambooshark) is the source of this 2215-nucleotide messenger RNA. Its product is annotated as fibrillin-3-like. The record is from RefSeq and is a predicted model, not a curated record. Gene Ontology annotation, biological process: anatomical structure development. Gene Ontology annotation, molecular function: calcium ion binding; signaling receptor binding. NCBI's taxonomy places the organism in Eukaryota, Metazoa, Chordata, Chondrichthyes, Orectolobiformes, Hemiscylliidae. Gene Ontology annotation, cellular component: extracellular region; cell surface.